UGAAAGGGCGGAUGCAACAUGCGAAGCAGCUUGUGUUACGAAAUUGUCCUCAAAAGAUCCCUAAAAUUACGAAUUAUCACUUCCGCGGCUCCACUACGCCACCCCCUCUUAAAAUCCCCUUCGCCGACUACAACAGAUUCAGAAACCAAGAAAAGCAUUCGAAGACUCAAUAAAACCAUGGAAGCAGUCCACGACUACAACACUUGUUGGAACUCCUCCACCAACUGGUAUAUAGCCCAUGGUUCUCUCCUUAAUUCCGUCACGUUCGAGUCAUCUUUUAUGUCAAUCGCCGACUCCAAUCAACAUCAAGACGCCCUCGAUUCCACUCCCAAAUCCCCCCUUAUCUUGUGCCCUACUUCGCCUGAUUCGGCCUCCUGCGAGAUCACCAUUGCUUUUGCACAAAAACAUGAAGUACGACAGGUUUAUGUCCGAAGUACUGCUCGAGUAUAUGAAAUAUACUAUGCUCCUAAAUCUCAGAGCAGCAAUGAGUAUCUAUGCACUGUUCGCUGUGGUAUUGCCUCCAGAGAUGAAGAGGUGCUUCGUGCAGCCAAUCUUGAUGAAGCUGCUUUGGCACAUCUAAAGGGAGCCAAUAAAGAGUUGGAUGAAAAGAGACAAAAAAUUGGCGGCAAUUCGAACUCGAAUGAAGAUGAUUGGGUUGAAGUGAAAGCUCCUGAUACUCCUAUGCUUGAUUGUGGAAGCAGCCUGCCAUCAAAUUUUAGUGUGAACUCACUUAGCACACAGGAUUUAUAUGAGGCUACCGCUGAGAUCACCGAUGCAAACCCCUGCAUGUCUAUUACUCUCCGCUUGCUUUUACUUCAGAAUAAAGGCUGCAUAUGUGUUGAUGAACUCUAUUUGUUUGCUGAUCCUGUUGAAUUAUCUGAUUCUGAAAAUGAAGUGGGUCAGACGGGAAAUGCAGGUGGAAGUUCUCUUAUGGCUAUGCUUGCUCCCACACUUUUGCAGUUAUCUAAAACAGCAGGUCUUCGCCACAUACAAAAUGAAGACAUUUUUGGCUCAAAGGAAAAAGAAAAGACACAAGAAAAUGGGUCAAAGGCUGUUGAAUCAUUAAAGUUUGUAAUCCAGCCAGAAGGAAAACCCAGUUUAGUCAAUCAGCAUGAAGUGGACUCGCUGGAAGCAAUUGCAUCAACUAUUGAACCAAAACAACAUCAGAUCCCCCCACUUAAAGAUAAAGAAGCCAAGGCUGAUUUAUCAUGUGGGCAUAUUGAGAGAUUCCUGGAUCAGCUUGUUUCUCGAGUCAGCAGAGUAGAAGAUCUCCUAUUAAAGUUUGAAGAGAACAUGCUAAAGCCCAUUAGCAGCAUUGAUGCAAGGCUCCAGCAGGUAGAGCGGCAGCUUGAAGAACUCAGUAAGAAACCUAAGAAUUCUGAAUUGCCAUCUUGCACAAGAUAUUCUGCACCUGAAUUUUCAUGUCACGAUUCAGAUAAUGACACUCCUUAUAACAUUGGAAAUGAAUUUUUGUGCUGCGAUUUAUGUGCAUCACAUGAGAAGGAUUUUUCAUCAUCUAUCCAACCUGAUGAAGCCAUUGAUUCUGUAAAUGAUACUCGGUCAUUCCCAAGUCUUGUAGUCACUGCUUCUGAAAUUUCUGAUGUUGAUGACGAGGAAGACGAUCAUGCAUCGGGAACUGAUUCUCCUAAGGAUAAACCAAAGCAGACUAUGUCAAUUGAUGAUGCAUUAGCAUCUGCCCUUGCCAGAUUCCUGUCUUCAACUUCAAUUGAGCCUCAGAAAUAUACACAAGCUCUUGCUGUAAAGGCCCCUGAAUUUUUACAUGAAGAAGAUGGCAGCAUUGACAAAAAAGUGCCACCAGAAUCACAUUUUGGCGUAACAUCUGAACCUUGCAGUCUUGACACAAGAGAUACAAUGGAUUCAAGAACAGCAUCAGCGUCCUCCAACUGUCCUUUAGAGAGAAUAGGCGAGGCGACAUGCUUUCUAAAUGACGAUGAUUCUGAGCAAACAGCCAAAGAAGUUGUUGAAGACUGUCAAGGGCAAGGUACUUGCCAUGAGACAGUUGACUGCAUAGUUACUCCAGCCAGACAUAAUAUGCACCAGAUAGCGGGAGACGUGGGAAAUGGGGAAGUUAGCAGUGGAACAAGCAAGAUUUUGGUUCUUGAUGAAGCUGAUAUUCUCAACCAAUUCCUUGAAAAUCAUGUCGAGCAAGGAGCUCCUGGAAACACGGAAAUUAAAGCAGAAGUCACCAAACAAGGACCUCUUGAAGAAUUUCUGCAGAAUGUUCUGGAAUUAUCAAAUGCUUCUUCUGUAGUGGAUUUUGAAACUCCAAUCCUGGAUGUUAAGUUUACUUCUCAAGACAACUCCAAGUACAAGUCUCCCCUUGAAGCCCUUUUGUCUCACAUGCCAGUCACAGAUACUGUUGCUUCUUGCUCUAAGGUAAGUGAUGAUGGUUCUCAAGCUGGUGAAGAAUGCAACUUGAUUUCAGUAGGGGGUGAGGAGCCGGCAUGGCCGGCAACUGCUGGUCAUUUUUCACUGGAUUUGGAUGGUUACGCUUUAGAGGUUGAAAACCGGGAGGAUUAUUAUGCAUGCAGCAACCAGGAAAUUUUGGCAACAAGCCUUAUAUGAAAGAGAAGUGCUACUUGUGUCCUAAGAUCUUGUAUUGGAAACGCAGAUUGAUGGGGUUGGCAACAGAACUGAGUUACAAGUCGAUGAUUUUGUCAAUUCAAAGUACAUACUUUAUUACUUAAGGGCCCGCCCGUAGUCGCAUAUAGUGGGCUAUGAUUUUUUUUUUUUUUCAUUUUGAUUGUAUUUGUCUUGAGGAUAAUAGUAAAUCGAUACAGAUAUAUUCAAGCAAAUUUAAAGGUAUUGAUUAAUUAAAGCCGAGUGGCAUUU
Molecule: messenger RNA, 2853 nt
Organism: Durio zibethinus
Lineage: Eukaryota; Viridiplantae; Streptophyta; Magnoliopsida; Malvales; Malvaceae
Source: RefSeq, a predicted model, not a curated record